GAUAUGUGAAUAUGAAACAUGUAGUUUAAAACAAAAUCAUCUGGAGUUGUGGUAUCUGGUACAUAUCUGGAGUUUUAUUGAUAGAGCAUUUGAAGACAUUGAUGGAAUUGAAGCUGAAAGAGGACUUAAAACCCCCAAAAUGAUGAAAGAUAUUUUUGACCAACUUUGUGUCAUAAUGGAUCAUGAUGAAAAGAAGAUCAGAGUACUUGAAUCUAUUGGAUUUAUUCAUGCUGGUCCAGCUUCAAUACCUGCAAGGAUCUAUUUCAAGUUAUCCACCUACAAAUCAAGAACAAUCAAAGCACUACUUGAUAACACACCACAGAGCAAAAGAACAAAAGAAAUUCCAUUAAAUCAACUGUCACCACCAAUUCCAUUCAUACUGUCAAAUGAUGAUGAUGAUACAGAUAAAGAGAAUGAACAUUUGGAAAUAGUUUAA
Messenger RNA from Entrophospora sp. SA101, 436 nucleotides. The record is from the annotation of a GenBank genome assembly. Lineage: Eukaryota; Fungi; Glomeromycota; Glomeromycetes; Entrophosporales; Entrophosporaceae.